CGCUCGACUGGUUGCUGGUUCCCCGCCUCGCAGCGUCAGCCCCCCACGUCCCGCCGUGCGGCUCCGAGAGCGAGAGGCGCGCGAUCCGUGCAGAAGCUGGAGGCACGCGACCACGGCACGAGGCAUCUGGCGCCCGCUGUCCCGGAGGCCCGAGAGAGAACGGACGUACCCUCGUCGUCGCCUACCUCUGCGCUCCCUCUGCUUGUUGCCUAGUACGUCUGCUAUGUGCUAUCCGCCGCUCGCGAAGGAGCAGCAGUGUCCACGCUGGCGCCAUUCGAAUGCACAUAUGAUGAAGCAGGCAAGUAGUGCCAGCCCUUCGCAGCUCCCUGCGCGCCCAGGGGCCCUCCCACUCCGCCGAACACACCAGCCAGCGCCCUAGCACGCGGAGCGGCCAUUGGAAGAUGCCCGAUAGCUGCUCGACGAAAUGCCUCCAAGGCAAGCUACUCAUUGAACCAACACUGGAUCCAGACGUCCUCUGCCUAGGAACAAGGUGGCAACAACGUCCUCGGCCACGUCUUACUCACAGAUGAACAAGGCUGUUCAAUUCAUAUGUGCAGAUGCAUGUGUGGGCACGCAUGAUAGAGAAGCUAGCUAUAUACAGAGCAUGGUGAUCGGGUACAGCGCGGCGUCACCAUCAGCAGCCAGACCUCACCAGGAAGAUGUGGCUCAUCCUCACCGUUUGAGCUUGUGGACCUAUAGGUGCAGCAGCUUAUGAAUGACUGCAGCCUGUUAUUUUGCAAGCUUUGCCCCCAUCAAAGAAAUCUUGCUUGCCCAACUUAGGCAAAGCUGACAACCUGAGAUAUGCUCUAUAUGUGUUUGAUGAAAUGCACAAGUGUGGACCAGCAUAUUCAUAGUCAUAGGUCUUUCAAAAAUACUCAUAGUUAUAGCUAUGCCUGAAGAACCCGACAUACAAGCUCCGAGACUUAGAUAAUGGAUAAUGGGAUGGCUCCUGAGACCAAAGUUGUAAAGGCAUCUAAGCCUGUCCUAGAGUGGCAUAAAUGUAUUCCACAUAAGUUGCUGCCUUUUAAAUGGCAUUUGCAGCAUCUGCUGGUGCGUUCAUGGGCCUUGCGGGCUACCAAUAUCCGAGAUGGACACCAUACAGAAGAUAUUUUGGGCACAAUUAAGCGCUUACUUAUUCCGCAGUUAUUAUUGACCAUAACAUCCUGGUCACCACAGAUUGGUUCUGCGUCAGGGUUAAAAGAAACAGGGUUCAGAAUAUCCACGGCCACAUGCAGCGGACCUGAGCAGUACUCCCUACUACCUACUUCCUGGAAACUGCGGCAUGCAUACGACCUAUAG
Molecule: messenger RNA, 1299 nt
Organism: Panicum hallii
Lineage: Eukaryota; Viridiplantae; Streptophyta; Magnoliopsida; Poales; Poaceae
Exons: 6
Coding region: 931-1299 (122 amino acids)
Source: RefSeq, a predicted model, not a curated record